Crotalus tigris (Tiger rattlesnake) is the source of this 4177-nucleotide messenger RNA. RefSeq names its product inactive serine/threonine-protein kinase TEX14-like. The transcript is spliced from 20 exons. Gene Ontology annotation, cellular component: kinetochore; intercellular bridge; midbody. Lineage: Eukaryota; Metazoa; Chordata; Lepidosauria; Squamata; Viperidae. Gene Ontology annotation, molecular function: protein binding; protein kinase activity; ATP binding. Bases 502 to 2805 code for a protein of 767 amino acids. Gene Ontology annotation, biological process: male meiotic nuclear division; mitotic sister chromatid separation; protein phosphorylation. The record is from RefSeq and is a predicted model, not a curated record.
AGGAAGUAAUUGGGGUUUGGGGGUUUCUGUCACUCUAAUUCUUCGUUGCGUCUUUCCUCGCCGAAGGAGAACGAUGUUUCUUUUAAAGAAGCAAGGAUAAUUUCCAGAAAGAAGGCAUUGUUUUCUUCCCAGUAGAUGCAAUUGAAAUCAGGGAUGGCUUUCAUGCAUUCAUUACACUUAAUAUUUUAGUUAAAACUUGGCAUCUGUUGCAUUUUACUGCUUUCUGCCCUGCUUGGAGUUGGCUCCACUUUUGCUUUGUUGCUCUACAAAGUGUCCUGACUGAAUUCAGGAUUUGGCAUAUUACUCAAUUUUUAUGGUUUUGCACACUGGCUUGAUUUGGGAACAUAAAAGCAUUUUAUAAUGCUGCAGCAUGAAGAAGUGUUAAUGUAGACCGGGUCUCAAACCUUCCAGGAAUAGAAAAUAAGAGUCAACAAAGAGAGCUGAACAUGCGGAGAGUGUUUCCCAUAUCCAUGAAUAUUUCCAGGUGGAUGAUCCAGUGUGAUGCCAAAGGUGCCAGUGCUCUCGCCAAACUGUCCUGUAAGCCUAGGCUAUUUUACUGAACCUGAAUCUCUGGAAGGGCAAUUACUGAGAUAUGCUGCUGAGGGCAAGAGCAAUAAGGCCAAGAUAUUAUUAAAGAGAGGUGUGGAAGUCGACAGCCACAAUGCAGCUGGACAGACUGGUUUAUAUAUUGGUGCCCUACUGGGACAUGCUUCUGUAGUUCAGCUGUUUCUACGCUUUGGUGCUAAUCCUAAUCAUCGUUGUUACGAUGGUAGCACACCGGUCCAUGCAGCUGCGUUUUCUGGUCACCCAAGACUUCUCAAUAGUAUCCUGCAAGUGGGAGGAGAUUUAAGAUUCCAUGAUCAAAAGGGUCGGACUCCUAAGGACUGGGCCCAGCAAGCUGGAGGUGAACAAAAUGCAAAGGUUAUGGACAUCAUGCAACAGUACUGUGCUCAGAUGGCAGCACAAGUGCAGCACGGCGAUCAGUCACUGUACUCAAAAAAUCUAGGAGCAUCUUCACGCAGUUGGCGUUCCUCUUUCACCUCACUUUUAUCUACCUCUUUCUGGUAUCUGGACUGUCCCCAGAUGUUUGCAAAUGUGAAGAAGCCAUUUGUUGGAUAUGGAAAUCUCUAUCCAAGUAGAUACGAGCAGCCACGGAUGGCUGCCUUCCUAUCCAUUGCUGAUAAUAACGAACUGAUCAGAGGACAAAGAGAAGCAGAUUGGAGUUAUCAGAAUGGACCAUUUACACUCAUGAGGAACUUGCUAUGGAAUGGACAGUUGGUCACUGUGAGAAGCAUCAAGCCAGAGGCACAUCCCAACUCCAGUAAAGCACGUCGCACCAUGGACUUGCUCCUAGCUGAACAAGAAUACUGCAGCCAACUUCGCCAUCCCUAUCUACUGCUCCUCUUAGCUGUGAGUCCAUCCGUGGAUCUCCAAACAAUCCAGCUUGUCUUUGAAAGAGUGGAAAUGUGCUCCCUCUACUAUGCUUUGCACUGUGAGAAUCCUAGCUCCCCUGCAUCCUCCGCUACAGUGCAUCUACUCCUCCAAGUCUCUGAAGCACUUUUGUUUCUGCAUUCUCGAGGCUAUAUCCAUCGGGCUGUGACCUCCCACGCCAUACAGCUGGUGAGACCUGGCCUUGCCAAGCUCACUAACCUUGAGCACAUGCAACAGAGGAGAGAGAAACUCUGUUUAACUUGGCCUAUCCCACCACCUCCGCUUCUCUACAACUGGUUACCCUUGGAAGUCAUCAGAGACCGACCAGCCUCUGUGAAGUCUGACUUCUACAGUUUCUGCACAGUAAUUCAGGAAAUCUUCACAGGGGAAAUUCCAUGGGAUGGAUUGGAUGGCCUUGAUGUGAAAGAAAAAAUGGAGGGAGGACAGUCUCUCUUAACUGAUGCCCGUGUCCCUGAGCCAUUUUAUGAGGUGGUCAAAAGUGGCACAGCUUUGAAAGAACGUGACCGGACAGGCACUUUUCCUGACUUACGCUACUUACUGCGAGCAGCCCAGCAGGGUGCUGUGGGAGAUUUUCCUUUGCUUUCAUCAACAGCAUCUUGUCCAAAAAAGCUUUGCAUGUGGGCAGGACAAACGGUGUCCACUCAAGACUCUGGCCCCAUCAUUCCUGAAGAAGCACCAUACUUUGAGGUGGAGUCCAGCAACAGAAGUGUAGGACAAAGCACAUUUAGUGCUCAUCCGGGGAGCCAGACAGUGAGACAGGUACAGAAAUAUAGCGAUCAGCAGGCCGGUGUCCCUAACAAAUCUGUAGAACAGCAAAAUCCAAAGUCGAACUGUGACAGCACCUGGGAACACGGGAAGAGUGAUGAGGAGAAGGCUGAGUCUGAUAACACUGUCACGUCAACAGACCUGGGAAAUAGUGUUGCCAGCCAGGAGGAAAAUUUUGUGAACAGCCUACAGGAUUCAGCCUGUCUAUUGGCAAAGGCCCAAGCAUCCUUAGAAAAUCUUGAGAAACGUUUUGCAUCUGGCAUCCAUAUGUUGGAGUCAUUUGUCACCCAUCAAAGGGCACCAGGUCGAACGGGUCAUAGUGAGAGAUCCGUAUCUAAGCGGGUGGUGGUGGAGAAGUGCAAAAAUAGCAUCCAGAACCACUCCCUGCAAAACCUUAUUGAUUUAUCAGCUCAAGCCAGAAGAGAGCAACAGCAAAAUCCUGUCUUACCAGAGAUAUAUCCGAGGUUGGAUAGCCACACAGAAAGGCCUUUUUGUAACACAGAAAGAUUUGACCUCCUUCAGGAAAUUAUCCAGGAGUUGAAAGGAACAAGUGACCCCUUCACGGUGAAUCACAAUCAGCAAGCAUGAAGCAGAAAAGAAAAAGAGAUUGCCUCUUAUCUAAAGAAGGGAGAUCUGAUCCCCACCACUGGACAAGAGAUGGUGACUAGUUAGGUUGAAAAGUAAUGACCCCCUCUAGUUCUCUGUUGAAGAUAGGACUGAGAUAAAAGCAUUUUGUUUCUUCAACAGCAUAGCCAUUGGUAUGCAUCCUGAGAAUUCAGAGUCUCCAGUUCAGAGCCUCAUAUCCUAGAGUAGCACUGAACAUGAUGGCUCUUCAAGAGAACAAUCUAGUUUUUUAAGAAUGAACUAAUGCCAGUUAGAGUAUUUGAGGAGAUCUAGGAGAGCUACAGAUCAAAUAAAGCUUCUAGUGGAUUGAUAAGCAUACAUCACAAUCAAAGCUUUUUGUAGUCAUUUUUACAGCAUAGACUUUGUUCAUCUCAUGUUCUUUUAUGCUUUGAAUUCAAACCUGUCCAGUCAUGCAGCCUUAUACAAAUACCUCAUUUUGUCAUUCUCUAGUGUAUCACAUUUUAUGAAAGUAGAGAAUUGCGCAGAGAGGGGGGGUGAUCCUUUUCUCCUUACCGUGGUUCUGAUGAAAAUAUUUGUCUCUUAACAAAAUCACUUGUUUUUAGCUUAGGUAAAGAAUUGCUAUGCUCUCAUCCUAAGCAAGGUAGCUAAAUUUCCCUUCUUGCUCGGAUCUCAAUUCUGUUUUUUUUUAAAAAAAGGAAAGGAAACACAUAUAUGUUGAAAAAUGAACUGUGUUUGCUGUCCCUUUCAAACCAUUAACAUCAAAUUUAGUUUGAUCUUAGUCUAUUAGUGCUACCGCUAUUUACUUUAAAAUUUUUGUGUAUUAGGAGAAUCUUAAACAAUAUUAAGAUAUUUUGCUGCCUUUCUCUCUCUUAUGAAUUCAAAGUUGUUUAAAAUGGGGGUUUUGCAGGUUAGGUUCUGAUGAGAUUGAGGCAGUUUUUUUACCUUUUAAAAUAUACAGUAAUAGUAUCUUGUAUCCCUCCAAACUACUCUCUGAGUUAUCAGUGUUACAAAAUAGGUGAGCUUAAGAGAAGUGACAAAGUCAAAUUGAUUCUUUUUUAAAUAAUACUAAAGCUCACCUAUUUGUAUUGUUUAAAAAGAGAAUCAAUUUGAAUUUGUUACUUCUCUUAAUUUCUUUAUAAAUAAAUGGAAAAAUGUUUUUGUCACUUCUCUUGAUUUCUUUAUGAAUAAAUGGAAAAAUAUUUUAUGGUUCACUUGUUUUUUGUAAAUCUUUCCCAUUUACCUGAUGGUGUUGCAAAUAGUGCAAUAAUUUUUUCAGUAUUUUUAACUAUUUUUUGUUAUGGACAGGAUUCACUCAUAAUGGAUUCACUCAUAACAUACUUUGGUAGAUUUGUGUGUGUGUGUAAAUUCUAGUCCA